AGGGAAAGGAGAGGAGAGCUAGAAGGAGGAAGACCGCGUGCAUUCGAAGCCAACGAGUACGAGUAACCGCCGCGCGCCGCCGCGCCGUUCCUCUGCUCCGCCACCACCCACCCAACCGCAGCAGCAGCAGGCCAUGGCGCUUGUCUGCUCGUCCUCCUGGUGGACCAGGUUCUGGCGGGAGCUUCGAGAGGCUCUAUGGGAGGAGGUUAAGGACGAGCUUUUGGAGCUCGCCAUCCGGUACCUGUACGACAAGCUCUUCAACCGGCGCCAUGAAGAGGCCGCCCCAGCCCAGUUCCCAGAUCUCACCGAGUUCCUCGUCAACGACGACGAGUCGGCCAGCGAGGCCGCCGUAUUCGGACCAAGACCGCCUCGCGCUCUCUGUCUCGGCGACGGAAGCGUCCGCCCUGGAUUCUUGGUGUUCCUCGACGACGGCGUCGCGCGUGCUCCUCCGUUCGCCAGCGUCGACCAUAUCUAGGUGCCGGACAGCUUCUUCUUCCCUUCGGAUGUCAGCUUUACCGGCAUCCAGUCUUCGCGCGCAGGGCGCCGCGGCUCGGCCCUGUGCUCGGCUGCGGCGCCGCCCCCCUCCUGCCUCGCCGGAUCCCGAGGUUCUCGCCGCCCUCCGGCCCCAGCGCGCCACCGUCAGGCCCGCCCCAGCUCCCUUGCGCCCCGGCGACGCCUCCCGGCCCCGGAUACCUCUGGUUCUGGGUCGCUGCAGGGGCGGCCGCGGCCGCAAUGGUCGGCACGCUCUUCUACUUGGCGCAUAAGCGCUCCCAGACACGGCGCCGCACCGAAGCGCUGCCGGUGGAGCGCGAGGCCCGCCACGGCGCCACCGGCAGCAACGACGAUGGCGACGGGCAGGCGAGGCCCUCCACCUCCGGCACCGCUGGUCCUUCCUCUUCGUCGACGACUGUCGCGCCGGGAAACCACCCUCCGACCCCGGGCCCCAAUGGGCUGUAGAAAGCCCGGCCUCCAUGUCGCCCGGUUCUCUCUCUCCGUCCAGAACAUCGAAAAACAAAA
Messenger RNA from Triticum aestivum (bread wheat), 1017 nucleotides. RefSeq lists its product as uncharacterized. NCBI's taxonomy places the organism in Eukaryota, Viridiplantae, Streptophyta, Magnoliopsida, Poales, Poaceae. The record is from RefSeq and is a predicted model, not a curated record. The transcript is spliced from 2 exons. The coding region runs from base 134 to 475 and encodes 113 amino acids.